This is a messenger RNA of Odocoileus virginianus texanus, 3108 nucleotides long. NCBI's taxonomy places the organism in Eukaryota, Metazoa, Chordata, Mammalia, Artiodactyla, Cervidae. The record is from RefSeq and is a predicted model, not a curated record.
UGACACGACGACCGGCCCUGCUUUGGGAAGCUGCUGUGCACCAGUGGCCUGAAGCCAGAAGGAUGGGGAAAGGAUGGGGUGCCCUCCUCAGUGAGGGUGCAGCCCCAGAGCUAGUGACUUGAGCACUGUGGGACCCUGCUGGACGUUCUUUGAGUGGACCAGGCCAUCCGCUGUCCUGCUUGUGGGGCAGGGCCCCUUCAGACUGCAGGACAGAGGGCACAGUCCUCCCACACCCGAGCUGCUGGCUACUGAAGGGAGACAGGUCCUGGAGUGGUGGCCGGGCUUGCUUUUCUUCUUUCCCAUUCAUUCAGUGCAUGUCUUGGGGGAUGCCACUUGCUGCUUUAGGGCAUACAACAGAGAACGAAACAAGAAGCUUAGAUUCUGGCACAAGCAGGCUUCCUGUGCUGGCCAGGGGUUGCUGAGCCUUGCACUGAUCUCAGAAGGCAGAGAGUUAGAAGAGCGAGUGCAGGUAUCUUUAGAAGCACAGGUGCCAGCCCAUGGGUCCCUGCCCAUGGGGACACAGAAAGGCCUGCCGUAGUUGGGCUCUCCUGUGGGGAGGUCUGAUGGAGCCUGGAAGGCUCUGAGGAGGGCAUGCCCCAGGGCUGCUGGUUCCUGGGACCUGCCUCUAGGGCGGGUGCCCCAGCCUCUCCCCCACAGGUGUUGGGGUGCUGGUGUAUGUGGUCUUUGUGGCAUCCCGGGCUUCUGCCCUCACCUGAGUAGGGGAAGAAGCCUCAUGUCUCCGUCAGGCAGGUUACCAGACGCUCGCCGGCGAGGAUGACUCUCUUACUGUUUUCGUUUUCAAAGAAGUUUGGGCUGCUUGGGGGUCAACUUAUCAGCCACACAGUUUGGAAUUCAGAUUGAGCCUUGACGUCCGAGUCUGGGCUGCUUCAGGCUGGAAGGGGCAGAGGCUGGCAGGCUCCGCGGUGACACCGACCCCUCUUCUGCCGGCCGUGGUGCCUUCGGUGGGGGACAUCUCAGGGAAACGUCAGGACCACAGAUACUGGGGAAGCAUGCAGAGAUGCGACAGCUCAAACUGUCUCAGCGUUGUUCCAAUCGCUCUUAGAGACCCAGUGCCCUGACAGGUGCUUCUAAACGUUACUGCCUGUAGGUAGAAUAUAAGUGAAUCAACACUGGGGCACCACGCUUCAAGUCAGGGAAGAGAUGGAUGGUUGUGACGUUUGGGAAACGCUCGUUGUGUGCUCACAUCUUACAACACUGAGCCUUCGGCGGGCCCACACCCUGACCGUGCUCUUCAUCCUCACCUGUGUGCUGGGCUACGUGACUCUGCUGGAGGAGACACCGAGGGACACGGCCUACAACACCAAGAGAGGUAUUGUGGCCAGUAUUUUGGUUUUCUUAUGUUUUGGAGUCACACAAGCUAAAGACGGGCCAUUUUCCAGACCUCAUCCAGCUUACUGGAGAUUUUGGCUCUGCGUUAGUGUGGUCUACGAGCUGUUUCUCAUCUUUAUACUCUUCCAGACCGUCCAGGACGGCCGCCAGUUUCUGAAGUACGUGGACCCCAGGUUGGGGGUCCCGCUGCCAGAGAGGGACUAUGGGGGAAACUGCCUCAUCUACGAUGCGGACAACAAGACCGAUCCCUUCCACAACGUCUGGGACAAGCUGGACGGCUUCGUGCCUGCACACUUCAUCGGCUGGUAUUUAAAGACCCUGAUGAUCCGCGACUGGUGGAUGUGCACGAUCGUGAGCGUGAUGUUCGAGUUCCUAGAGUACAGCCUGGAGCACCAGCUGCCCAACUUCAGCGAGUGCUGGUGGGACCACUGGAUCAUGGACGUGCUCGUCUGCAACGGGCUGGGCAUCUACUGUGGCAUGAAGACACUUGAGUGGUUGUCCUUGAAGACAUAUAAGUGGCAGGGCCUCUGGAACAUUCCAACCUACAAGGGCAAGAUGAAGAGGAUCGUGUUCCAGUUCACGCCCUACAGCUGGGUCCGCUUCGAGUGGAAGCCGGCCUCCAGCCUGCGCCGCUGGCUGGCCGUGUGCGGCAUCAUCCUGGUGUUUCUGUUGGCAGAGCUGAACACCUUCUACCUGAAGUUCGUGCUGUGGUUGCCCCCUGAGCACUACCUGGUCCUCCUGCGACUCGUCUUCUUCGUCAACGUGGGCGGCGUGGCCAUGCGGGAGAUCUACGACUUCAUGGACGACCCGAAGCUGCACAAGAAGCUGGGCCAGCAGGCCUGGCUGGUGGCUGCCAUCACCGUCACGGAGCUGCUGAUCGUGGUGAAGUACGACCCGCACACGCUGACGCUGUCCCUGCCCUUUUACAUCGCCCAGUGCUGGACGCUUGGCUCCGUGCUCGCCCUCACUUGGACCGUCUGGCGCUUCUUCCUGCGGGACAUCACCCUGAGAUACAAGGAGACACGGCGGCAGAAGCAGCAGAGCAAGGACGACCAGGGCAGGGCGGACGGCAGCGUGGAUGGGCGCACACCUGGCCCCGAUGACGCCUUGGGGCCCGAGGAGGCCGACAGAGAAGGGGUGCCGGCCCCACACUGACGCCUGGGCCCUCGGUCCUUGGUGAUUCUCGCCAUGAACCUUCCGACAGCCUCAGCCCUCAAGGUUCCGUUUCCCUUUUCUCCCGUGUGUACGGUGGCACUGGGCUCGUCGUGUGUGUGCGGUGUGUAUGUGUGUGUGCACGCACCUGUAUGAGUGCUUGAGCGUGUGCUCCUGGCUCCAGGGCUCCCCCCCCACCCCGGGCCCGCCGGUCCCUGUGGAGCCAGAGCCCCUGCCCCUCUGUGCAGUCAGUCUGGGAUCUCCACGACCCCGAGCUUCAGGACCCAGGUGGUAUGGCCCAAGCAGUGGCAUCGUGGUACCCGCCUGCUCCCUGGACCCCACGGGUUCCCCACGACCCCCUGGCGGCCUGUGUGAAGCAUAGUCGUCCAGGGACACCCUGAAGAGGCUGAGGGAGGGCACAUUCCAUUCCUCAGGAUCUUCCAUCUGACCCUCUAACCUGGAGGGUGCGUGGAUGGUGCUGGAGGCAGAGAGACCCAAGGCCUGGCCCCCACUGUCACGAGAGUAGGUCAUGAGGGUCUCUGUGGCCCAGAGUUGAGGUCAACUCCACGAGCAAACAGCAAAUAAAAGCCAUGGUGGAGGCCUGCA